AUGGAGGAUGCAAAUGCUGCAGAGGAGUGGAUGACAAAGCAAACCGAUAUGCUGGAGCGGAAAUACAAUCGCAAUGAUUUCUCACUGGAAGAGGGCGAGCUAAUGCUCCGUGAAUUGGAUGAAAUUAGCGAAUUGAUCAAGAAAUAUCACAGCAUCUUAAUGACGCUCACCGAACGCAGCUCACAAAUAUCACCGUUGUGGCAACGUGGUGAACGCAUUCAGCGUUCGAUGCCAGUCACUGCUUUGGCCGAUUAUACCGAUAGAAAUAUAACCAUCCGAGAAGGCGAUGAAUGCAUUUUGGUUGAUAAUUCGGAUCUGAUUCACUGGAUUGUUCGAGCACCAGAUGGAUUGGAAGCUUCUGUGCCAUCAGUUGUUUUUCGCAUUCCACCCCCGGAUACACACCUCAGCUCAUAUCUGAAUCGUUUGCAUGCCAGUUUCGAAAGACUGCGUCGUCUUUGGGAACGAAAACAUCGAAUGGUGCGGUACAAUAUGGUGCUAAAUACGAUGGCCCAGAUACGUAGUUGGGAUUUGAAUACAUUCUCGGCGAUCAGUCCAGAAGAACGAGAUGCGAUCAUUAAAGCGCUGAACGAUGAUGCGCAUAAAUUGCUAUCGGAACUCGAUCCGAACGACCCACUGGCGAUGCGCCUGAAAGAGGAGCUCAUGCUUACCAACGAGCAUUUCUACGAGCUGUUGAAUCAGCUGAAUCGUCCUAAAGGUAACUGA
Gongylonema pulchrum is the source of this 723-nucleotide messenger RNA. Lineage: Eukaryota; Metazoa; Nematoda; Chromadorea; Rhabditida; Gongylonematidae. The record is from the annotation of a GenBank genome assembly.